Cyclopterus lumpus (lumpfish) is the source of this 2471-nucleotide messenger RNA. It is a transcript of the gene aftphb, whose product is annotated as aftiphilin b. NCBI's taxonomy places the organism in Eukaryota, Metazoa, Chordata, Actinopteri, Perciformes, Cyclopteridae. Gene Ontology annotation, cellular component: AP-1 adaptor complex; trans-Golgi network membrane. The transcript is spliced from 12 exons. Gene Ontology annotation, biological process: intracellular transport. Gene Ontology annotation, molecular function: clathrin binding. The record is from RefSeq and is a predicted model, not a curated record. The coding region runs from base 94 to 2208 and encodes 704 amino acids.
GCAGGGGAUGGAGAGCCGAGCUGCGGCACGAGAGAGACGUGAAGGAACCAGAGUGUCGGUGCAUGAGGCCCUCAGGUGCUGCUAGGAGAACCCAUGGAGCCCGACGUCAUGCCCUUGCACUCCUCCUCCUCCUCCCGGCCUCCACUGGACGCCGAUGAGGAGGCGGGGUCGGAGGAGGAGGACGAGUUUGGGGACUUUGGGGGAUUCUCCGUGGUGGUGUCCUGCUCUCACCCCGGCUACGCCGAUUGGACUGAGUCACCGUCCGGCACGAAGCCACACCCCCUUGGCUUUAACCCCCAGGUUGAACAAUCCCAGCCCGCGUCCACUGGGGACUCUGGGACUGCGGGAUCACGUGUGCACCUCACAAACGGGUACCCCGAAGGAGACCCCGGAGGAGACCCCGGAUCUGGUGCGUGUUCUCCCAGGGAGGAAACCGGGUUUGCCGAUUUCAGCGUGUUCGCGGAGCAGGCGGCGCACCCCUGGUGCUGCGGCUUCACCCCCUCGGGGGGCGAGGAGCGGUGGGACGUCCGGGUGGAGCGCUCCGCCCGCCAAGAACACGCCGGCGAUCCUCCGGGACGGGAGGUCGUUCUGGACUCAGAGCCCAGGUCUCGUGGCGCUCGGGAGGCGCUCGGACACGCUCUCGCGAAGCGCCGCGAGAGAGGAGACGAGGCCCGCCUGCAACCACCUCGGGAAGGUGGAGAGCUUCACUCGGGGGAGGAGGAGGAGCUCGGAGAGGAAAGGAGGCGUGGUUUUAAAUCUUCUCAAGCAGAAGACGUGCAGAAGGAUGGAGACCGGAGCGCCUCCGCCCUCCCGCAAACAUUCGGUUCGUACGAGUCCGCCUCGGAGGACCCGGCGUCCUUCUCCGACGACCUGUCGCUCGAGUGUCCUUCUGCGGACUUGGAGCCGAACGUUUCAUCUCUCGUUUCGCAAGAGGACCAGACGGACUGGGACCAGACCGACGACGACAACGACGAGGAAGAACUGGACCACUACCGGGCUCCUGACCUCGCUGCCGGCGCCGGCGGCUUUCACUACGGCGACCAGUCUGCGACUCAGGGAACGUGCGCUACCUCCAACCAGUCACGACCUGGACCGCACGCAGAAGACUCGCAUCCGGCCUUCAAAGACGGCGGCUCGGAGCAUCUCGGGGUCAGAGGUCGAGGAAACCUCCCGCCGAGCGACAGCUUCGCGGAUUUCUGCUCGGCGCCCGAGCAGGAGGACGGAGACGGGUCGUGGGCGGAGUUCAAGGACCAGAGGGCUGUGGAGGAGGAGGAGCCAGGCGGCCUGCAGACUGACGGGGACGCGGAGGAGGACCAGACCAGACCAGGGCGACUCGGGGGGUCCGGGAAGAACAGCUACCAGGGGUCGCUGUCCUGCCGUGUGCAGCAGCUUCUCCUGGCCUGUUAUCCGGAGGUAGAGGUCCCGGCUGUGGGAGGCGAGGAAGAAGAGGAGGAGGAGGAGGAGGAGGUGCAGGUGCCGAGCCUCGGUGCUCUGCUUCACGCCCGACUCCUCCCUGACAGCGAGGAGGAGGAGGAGGAGGAGGAAGAGGAAGAGGAGGAGAUACCUGAACUCUGCCUCAGAUCUAACUGGAGGAGGUGGAGGAGGUGGUGGAUUCAUCAGGACCUCCACGAUGCGGUCGGCCUCCGGUUCCAGUGGGGCGGCUCCCACACUAACCGGACUCUGCUCCGGUGUCUCGGUGUGGAGACGCGGAACAUUGUGUUCAUUGGCAUAAAGAAGCAGCCGGUAGCUGUGCCUGCUUUUGCUUCCAGUCUGGGAAUGCUGGAGCCCACCAAAGACUCUCCGGAGCCGUCGACAGACUCAACGCAGGAGGCGCCUCCUCCCGGCCAGCCGGCCCGGAGCGGCCGCGGCCUCAGCGGCUCUCAGGACGAUUUACUUCUCAGAUUCAAUGCGCCGCAAUACUGCUCCGCUCUCAACCUGGAUUAUUUUGGUCCUGAUGAAGAGAGCGGAUCCAGGAGCAGCAGAGUCGACCGCCGGCUGCUCGCCGCGUUGACCCGCCUGAUGUCCACCGCCGAGAGGAGCAGCACGCCGGCCCGGAAACCCCGGCAGGAUGAGGAGGAGCCGAGUCGGGAGGCCGCCGGCGUGAUCUCCUCUCUGCCCGACCUCUCCUUCAUGAUGGCCCUCAUGUUCCCGAGCGUCCUACCCAGAGGAGGCCGCUCCCCAAAGUCACACCAACGUCCAUUUCACUGAGCAAUAAUCUGCUGAAAGGGACAAAGAAAGAGCUUUUAAUCCGGUUGAUUUGCUCUUCUUUAUGUCCAUACGACAAGAAAAACAACAACAACAACACAAAAUAAACACGAUACGAGGACACAGACCAGCAGUUCAAAGACAUUCGUUCCAAUGUUUCCAAUUUUAAAUUAUUUUAGACAAAUGUUAUAAAGGCAGAAAUAACGUGACUUCUGAUUUUUUUGAUCUUGAAGAUGGAUGAAAUAUGAAUAUUUUAUUUUCCUUCU